UUAGUGUGUCAUCUAUUUAAUUGCUAUUGUCAUUUGUCAAAAAAGUGCUGGAAUAUUUGAGAAAACGUGUGAUUUUUCCUGAACUAUCCUGCAAUAUGUUCGAAAUUGAGUAAAACCAGAGCAAGUUACACAAGUAUUCAACAUGGCUCGUCACCGUGACUUUCGAAACAGGACUUUCUCAGACGACUACGACGACGACGAUGUUUAUGGACACUCGGUGGAAGAAGAUAGUUGUAUGUCGCCAAGCGACGCAGCACAGUGGAUAUACGACCGCAGCCGUAACCAGCAGAUUCAGUUCUUGCAGAACCAUAAUAACAUCCAAGAAGAGACUGAAGAAGACUUGGCAGACACAAGUUUCUCUUCACAGGAGCGACGUGAAUCCAUUGACUUACGAAGCCUAAACCUCGAUGAAGAAGACGAAGCCAAGCUUAUGUCUUGCUUAGAUGAACUUAGAAAUGUUAUCGGUGAAGCCGUUGCAGACAACAUUCUCAUACAAACUGUAAUUAAGCACAAUUUUGAUUUCAGUAAGUCCCUUGAUGACAUAUUGAAUAGAAAAACUAAGGAACCUGAGGUUCCUAAACCAGAACUUGUGAAACCUGUAGUCCUCAUAGAUCCUGUAAAAGCUCCAGUUAUAACCACUGUAGAGAAUACUCCAAAAGUUGUAGCAACUAAUUUAGAACCAAAGACUGUUGGUGUUGUUAAGGGAUUCAAAGUUGGACAAGAUGGCAGCUCUAGCAGUCAACCUCAGACACCUAGAGACCAAUCACCUUGCACAGAGAGGUUAUCAAAGACUGAACAAGUUGAUGAGAUUAAAUCAACACCCAAGGUAAAAGAAAAUAAAGUAGAUGCCAAUGCAUUGUAUGUAAAUGAGAGAGGAUCAGAUAAGGACCACCUGUACAUAGUAGUAAUAGGCCAUGUUGAUGCUGGCAAGUCUACUCUGAUGGGCAGACUGUUGUGUGAAAUGGGAGAAGUUAGUCAAAAAACUCUGCACAAAUAUGAACAAGAAAGUAAGAAAAUUGGCAAACAGAGCUUCAUGUAUGCUUGGGUGUUAGACGAAACUGGAGAAGAAAGAGUAAGAGGCAUCACUAUGGAUGUAGGAAGAGCUCAGUUUGAAACAAAGACAAAAAGAGUUAUAAUACUAGAUGCACCUGGUCAUGCAGACUUUAUUCCCAAUAUGAUAACAGGUGCUGGUCAAGCAGAUGUUGCUUUACUAGUGGUGGAUGCCACUAGGGGAGAAUUUGAGUCAGGCUUCGACUUGGGAGGUCAGACGAGGGAGCAUGCUCUACUAGUGCGGUCACUUGGAGUAAGUCAACUUGCUGUAGCUGUUAACAAAUUAGACACAUCCAAUUGGUCUCAAGAAAGAUUCAAUGAGAUCACUAAGAAACUAAAAACAUUCUUGAAACAAGCUGGCUUCAAAGACUCUGAUGUCACUUAUGUACCAUGUUCGGGAUUGACAGGGGAGAACUUGGUGAAGUCCCCAACAGAAGCUGAGUUACUAAAAUGGUACAAUGGACCUUGCCUGUUAGAUGUUAUUGAUAAAUUCAAUGUUCCUGAGCGACCUGUGUCAAAACCUUUGCGCUUAUCUAUAAAUGAUGUGUAUAAAGGUACUGGUUCUGGCUUCUGUGUGGCAGGCCGCAUAGAGAAUGGUGUAAUCAACAAAGGAGACAAAGUUCUAGUGUGCCCCACUAAGGAAAUGGCUGAAGUUAGGAAUAUAAGCAUUAAUGAAAUGCCAAGCAAUGUUGCUUUUGCUGGAGACCAAGUCAGUGUGACAUUGACUGGAGUGGACAUGCAGAAUGUUUCUGUGGGAUAUGUAUUGAGUGAUCCUAUUCAGCAAGUUCCUGUCACCACAAGGUUUGAAGCCAGAAUUGUAGUUUUUAAUGUGAAAGUACCUAUUACAAAAGGAUUUCCGGUACUCAUUCAUCAUCAAUCACUGGUUGAGUCUGCAAAUAUUGUGAAAUUGAAGGCGUUAUUGAACAAAAGUACUGGAGAGUUGGUAAAGAAGAAGCCUCGCUGUUUGGGUAACAACUGUGUGGCUGUUGUUGAGGUAGAGGUGUGUCGGCCGAUCUGUGUGGAGCGGUACAAGGAUGUGAAGGAGUUGGGACGCGUGAUGCUCCGCGUCGCUGGUACUACGAUAGCUGCUGGUCUUGUCACUGACAUAGUCAACACAUGAUUGAUCUGAUAAGAUACCAUUGUUUGAACUUUAAAUGUUAUGGCAUCUAAAGUACAUGACUGUAGUCCUAAAAUAACGAUAGAUAAUGAGAGUAUGAUUAUAGAGUAUAUAGAGAUGGUUGCAUAGUUGAUGAUUUAUAAUUUUUAUAAAAUAUUUUUGUCAGUCUUCCAUUAUUUUGUUUAUAAUGGAUUUUUUUACGUCAUCAGAUGCUAUCUUCAGUGUAAUUUGGUACUAUGUGACAUUAUGAUUUUUAACACCCUUUUGGGUGCUAAUUCAAUUAGGCAAUGUGACUUUUUUAUUUUGUUGUUCAAAGCCUUAUGUAAUAGUUGCCAUAACAUGAAUCACGCUGCUGUGUACAAUACUGUAUUGUGCUUUAUCAAGUGAUUGUAUUUAAUUAUUAAAUAUUAUUUAUAAUGCAAAUAAAUUUGUUGUAAUACU
Molecule: messenger RNA, 2608 nt
Organism: Spodoptera frugiperda (fall armyworm)
Lineage: Eukaryota; Metazoa; Arthropoda; Insecta; Lepidoptera; Noctuidae
Gene: HBS1
Product: protein HBS1
Exons: 1
Coding region: 143-2170 (675 amino acids)
Biological process (GO): translation
Molecular function (GO): GTP binding; GTPase activity
Source: RefSeq, a predicted model, not a curated record